CACCCAUCGUUUCUGUGGAGGGAAGUUGGGGAGGCUCUUUGGCGGCUUGGAAAACGAUUAAACUCAAAAGUUAACUGGCUUGAACGCAAAACGUAAAACUCAAAGUGGAAUAUCAGUUUUGGACCCUAGUGGACGGCAAGUGAUGAGCUUUCUUUUCUAAGGUUGUCGGAAAUACUACAGGAAUCUUUCUCGGGACAAAAACACCAUAAUCAUGGAUGAGAAUGAAGAAAUUGACGAGUAUGAGGAAGAGGAGAUUUUUGAGGAAGAGUAUUUUGAGGAGACAGUGUCUUCGACCACCUCUCACCAGGCCUCAAGUCAAGUGGCACAAGAGGGUGUGCCUGUCAGGAGAGUCAUCAGGAAGAGGGCUAAGGUGGACACUUCCAAGUUCAUGACUCCUUACCUGGCCCACAGCCAGAAGAUGAUGGACUUGUUCUCCCACAACAAGUACCGACAAGCCUAUGACGAGAGUAAGGGUCAACCCUAUGCCAUCUCAGCUGACACCCCGGAGAUGAUUAGGAUCAAAAAGGCUCAGGAGCAGCUCUCUGAGGUGAAGUAUCGCAUGGAGGGUAAUAAAGUCAGGUGUACCAGUCUGUACGACGGGGAGGCCAGAGAGAUCGCUCAUGUCAAGCACGUCUCGGAGCUGAUCAGCAAGGUUCUCUACAGGGCCAAGUGGGAUGAGACCAAGGACAGGUACCUGCUCCCCCCUGACGCCCCUGAGCUUGUCCUGGCUGUGAAGAAUGCUGCCAACUACAGCAAGAAACACUACACGGAGGACUGGGAUGAGGACAAGACCACUUUCUACCCCUACAGUGACUCUCCGGAGCUGCGUCGGGUGGCCAAGGCACAGGAGGCGCUGAGUGAUAUCCUGUAUAAGAAGGGUCACGUUGAGCGUACGGCGAAGUACACCUCUCUGGCUGUCCCUCCCGAUAUGGAGCUGGCCAAGAAGAAUUUUGAACAGCUUAGUGACCUCAAGUACCGGGAACAUUACAACAAGAAUGUCAAGGGCAAGUGGUGCGAGACACCCUACUUUGAUGUGGCUGUUGGCAGGAUGGCCAUGGACAACCUCAGCGACAAAAAGUACACGGCUGCAUACGAGGACAUCAAAGACCAAAUCUAUUAUAUGCAAACUGAGACGCCAGAAUAUAAACAGCACAAGAAGGCUGGUCAUGCCAGUAGCUCGUUAAGAUACAAGAAAGACUAUGAGAAGAACAAAGCGGUGGCCGACUACAAUGUUCUUCCAGCUACUGAAAACCCUCUUCUCAGGCAGAUGAGAUACGCUGGCACCAUCUUAAGUGACAAAGUGUAUAAGGCCAGCUAUGAGAAAUCAAGGGGGUCCAGUAUCAACUACUGUGACACGCCCAAAUUCCAGAUGGAUUCUGUUAUAAAGCGGUUCAGUGAUGCACAUUAUAAAGACAAGUAUGAGCGAGAGGUCAAGGGCCACUAUAUUGGAAGCUACGAAGACAUCUACAUGCUUCACUGCAAGAAAAUGGAGGAGAUUAAGAACGAGCAAAAUUACAAAGCAGAUUAUGAGGACAUCAAGACAAAAUGUUUCUUCCCUCAAACCAUGACGCCAGAAUACGAAGCAACAAAGAAACUUGCACAGUGUAAAGAUAAAGUUUACCGGCAACACCCGGGCACGGUUAAAUUCACGCAAGUAACGGACUCACCUGUACAAGUACAAGCCGCCAUUAACGCCAAACAGCUGAGUGAUCUCAACUACCACGCAGCGUAUGAGUUGGAUAAGUAUAAGUGUGCCCUGCCCCCAGACUACCCCUUCUUUAUCCAGUCCAGAGUUAACGCAUAUAACCUCAGUGACAAUUGUUACAAGUACGAUUGGGAGAAGAAAAAAGCGAAGCAGUUCGAAGUCAAGGGUGAUGCUAUCUCGAUCCUCGCAGCCCGUGCCCACACAAACAUAGCUAGUGACGUCAAGUACAAGAAGGAAUUCGAGAAGAACAAGGGAAAGAUGGUGGGAGCUCUCAGCAUCAACGACGACCCCAAGCUACUGCACUCAAUCCAUGUGGCCAAAAUGCAGAGCGAUCGUGAGUACAAGAAGAACUAUGAGAAGACAAAAACCAAGUACAUUACCACCCUGGACAUGAUCUCCAACACCCUGGCCAAGAAAUCCCAGGGAAUCGCCAGCAUGGUUGGCUACAGAACCAUCCAGAACCGCUACUUCAUGCCUUAUGACGCCAUUCCUAUUGACCUGGCCAAGAAGGCCAACAUCAUUCAGAGUGAAAAUGACUACCGUUCAGAAUACAACAGCUUCACAAAGGGAUGUGGUUGGAUCCCAUUUGGCUCCAUAGAUGUGGAAAAGGCCAAGAAAGCUGGUGACAUCCUCAAUGAGAAAAAGUACCGUCAGCACCCGGACACCAUCCACUUCACCUCCAUUGCUGACCACCCUGUCAUGAUGCAGGCCAAGGUCAACCAGCUUAUGAGGAGUGAUCUUCACUACAAAAAGGGUCUUGAGGAAAUCCACCAGAAAUACUCUCUGCCCCAUAACGAUCCCCAGUUCCUCCAGGCCAGAUGCAAUGCCUACAACAUCAGCAAGAACUGCUACAAGAAAAGCUGGGAGGAAAUAAUUGCAAAGGGAUAUGACUUGAGGCCAGAUGCCAUCUCGGUCAUUCAUGCUAAGCAUGGCAGACAUAUUGCCAGUGAUAUACAAUACAAGAAAGAAUAUGUGAAGGGAAAAGGCAAACAUAUCGGCUGCCGCAGUAUUCAGGACGACCCCUUGCUGGUGAACUACAUGCAGGUGGCCAAAAUGCAGAGUGAACGAAACUACAAGAAGGACUACCACAAGUCCAAGCUGAAGUACCACUCUCCAGUUGACAUGCUGAGUGUUGCUCAGGCCAAACACGCCUCCACAGUCCAAACCUAUGCCGGCUACAGGAAGAUCCAACACCAUUACAGUCUUCUCCCUGAUGCUAUGAACAUUCGGUUGGCUCGCAACAUGAACACCAUUGUCAGUGAUGUGAACUACAAAGAGGACUGGGAGAACUCUGUGAAGGGAACUGGCUGGAUCCCCAUCGGCUCCCUCCCUGUGGAGCUAGCCAAGACGGCCGGGGCCGCUCUGGAUGAGCGCAAGUACAGACAACACCCUGACAAAUUUAAAUUCACCAGCAAGAUGGAUGCCAUGAAUAUGGAGCUGUGCAAGCAGAACAACAAAAUUAUGGACACUAAAGAAUAUAAGGCCAGUGGAGAGAAGUUUGUGCACACUUACCAUCUCCCUGCAGAUGCACCCGGGUUUAUACAAGCCAGAUACAAUGCUGUUAACCUCAGCCAGAACUUUUACACGUACGCUCACCGUCAAGAUAUUCUUAAAGGACACCACAUGAAGGCUGACGCCAUACCCAUCGUCGCUGCCAAGGCCGGCACUAACAUUGCCAGCAAUUACAAGUACAAGCUGGCUUACGAGAAGGGAAGAGGCAAACAUGUUGGCUUCCGCAGUAUUCAGGACGACCCCUUGCUGGUGAACUACAUGCAGGUGGCCAAGAUGCAGAGUGAUCAGAACUACAAGAAGGACUACCACAAGUCCAAGCUGAAGUAUCACUCUCCAGUUGACAUGCUGAGUGUUGCUCAGGCCAAACACGCCUCCACAGUCCAAACCUAUGCCGGCUACAGGAAGAUCCAACACCAUUACACUCUCCUUCCUGAUGCUAUACCCCUUCAGCUGGCUCGCACCAGGAUGGAUAUCCAGAGCGAUAAUGCCUACAAGUCUGACUUCAUCAACGUGUACAGGGGUUCUGGCUGGGUUCCUAUUGGCUCUGUGGGCGUGGAGUUGGCUAAGCAAGCUGGUGCGGCCAUGGCUGAGAAGGGCUACCGUGUGCACCCCAGCACCCUGAGGUUCACCAGUCUGACGGACCAGAUGAACAUGGCCCUGGCCCAGGCCAACACCAAGAUGCUUAACGAUACUGCAUACAGGGCGUCAGGAGAGAAAUUCAUGCACACCUACCACCUGCCAGUGGACACCCCUGGGUUCCUUCAGGCCAAGUACAAUGCCCAGACCAUGAGUGAGUCUCACUACAAACACAAGUGGCUGAAAGAUAUUGCCAAAGGAUAUGACAUGAAGCCUGAUGCCAUCUCUGUCAUCCAUGCUAAGCACGGCAGACAUAUUGCCAGUGAUAUCCAAUACAAGAAAGAAUAUGUGAAGGGAAAAGGCAAACAUAUCGGCUGCCGCAGUAUUCAGGAUGACCCCUUGCUGGUGAACUACAUGCAGGUGGCCAAAAUGCAGAGUGAACGAAACUACAAGAAGGACUACCACAAGUCCAAGCUGAAGUACCACUCUCCAGUUGACAUGCUGAGUGUUGCUCAGGCCAAACACGCCUCCACAGUCCAAACCUAUGCCGGCUACAGGAAGAUCCAACACCAUUACAGUCUUCUCCCUGAUGCUAUGAACAUUCGGUUGGCUCGCAACAUGAACACCAUUGCCAGUGACUAUGAAUACAAAGCUGACUGGAACACCUGUGUGAGGGGAAUUGGAUGGGUUCCCAUUGGUUCAUUACCAGUGGAGCUUGCAAAGGUUGGCGGGGAUAUCCAAAGUGAGAAGAAGUACCGUUCACACCCUUCCAAAUUCCAGUUUAAGAAGCUGAUGGACUCCAUGGACAUGGUCCUGGCAACUGACAACAACAAGAUCAUGAACAAGCAAGAAUACACAAAGAAAUGGAACAAGGACAAGCUUUCAGUCCAUGUGAUGCCGGAUGCCCCUGAGAUUAUCCUGGCCAAGGCUAAUGCUAUCAACAUGAGCCAGAAACUCUACAAAGCUGGCCUAGUGGAAAUGUGUAAGAAGGGAUAUAACCUCAAAUCUGAUGCCGUCUCCAUUCUGGCUGCCAAGCAAGGCACUACUAUUGCCAGUGACUACAAGUAUAAGCUGGCAUACGAGAAGGGAAGAGGCAAACAUAUCGGCUGCCGCAGUAUUCAGGACGACCCCUUGCUGGUGAACUACAUGCAGGUGGCCAAAUUGCAGAGUGAACGAAACUACAAGAAGGACUACCACAAGUCCAAGCUGAAGUACCACUCUCCGGUUGACAUGCUGAGUGUUGCUCAGGCCAAACACGCCUCCACAGUCCAAACCUAUGCCGGCUACAGGAAGAUCCAACACCAUUACAGUCUUCUCCCUGAUGCUAUGAACAUUCGGUUGGCUCGCAACAUGAACACCAUUGCCAGUGACUAUGAAUACAAAGCUGACUGGAACACCUGUGUGAGGGGGAUUGGAUGGGUUCCCAUUGGUUCAUUACCAGUGGAGCUUGCAAAGGUUGGCGGGGAUAUCCAAAGUGAGAAGAAGUACCGUUCACACCCUUCCAAAUUCCAGUUUAAGAAGCUGAUGGACUCCAUGGACAUGGUCCUAGCAACUGACAACAACAAGAUCAUGAACAAGCAAGAAUACACAAAGAAAUGGAACAAGGACAAGCUUUCAGUUCAUGUGAUGCCGGAUGCCCCUGAGAUUAUCCUGGCCAAGGCUAAUGCUAUCAACAUGAGCCAGAAACUCUACAAAGCAGGUGUCGAGGCAAUGUUUAAGAAGGGUUACGACCUGAAGGUUGAUGCCAUUGCCAUCCAGGCAGCCAAGCUGGGUACCAGGAUUGCCAGUGACUACAAGUACAAGCUAGAUCACCAGAAGAAUAGGGGCAAACAAGUCGGCUGUCGCAAUCUUCAGGACGACCCCUUGCUGGUGCACUACAUGGAGGUGGCCAGAUUGCAGAGUGACAAGAACUACAAGAAGGACUACCACAAGUCCAAGCUGAAGUACCACUCUCCAGUAGACAUGCUGAGUGUUGCUCAGGCCAAACACGCCUCCACAGUCCAAACCUAUGCCGGCUACAGGAAGAUCCAACACCAUUACACUGUUCUUCCAGAUGCCAUGAACGUCGAGUUGGCCAAGAAGAUGCAGGAGAUAGUCAGUGAUAAUUUGUAUAAAAGUGAGUAUGACACUUACAUCAAAGGCACAGGAUGGGUUCCCAUUGGUUCUUUGGAUGUAGAGAAAGCCAAAACAGCAAGCCGGAUUGGAAGUGAGAAACUGUACCGCCAACACCCCAGUGGUUUUAAGUUCACCAAAGACAUGAACUCCAUGGACCUUGUCCUGGCCAGUGCCAACAAUGCCAUCAUGAACAAGAAAACAUAUGUUGAUGCCUGGAACAAGGAUAAGACCUCUAUUCACAUCAUGCCAGACUCAAUGGAGGUGGUUUUAGCCAGAGCCAACAAGAUAAUUACCAGUAAUACAUUGUAUAAGCUUGCCAAUGAACAAGACAAGAAGAAGGGUUAUGACUUGCGCAACGAUGCUAUUUCAAUCAAGGCAGCCAAACUGGGCACAACCAUUGCAAGUGAUUACAAGUACAAGACAGGCUACCGCAAGCAGGUUGGUCACCACAUUGGAGCCCUUAGUGUCCAGGAUGAUCCCCUGCUCAUGCUGGCUCUGAACUCAGCAAGAAUUGCCAGUGAUGCUCUUUACAAGAAAGACUUCCACAAGUCCAAGACCAGGUUCCACCUCCCAGUGGACAUGUUGGCUUUUGAGCUGUGCAAGAAGAACCAGAUCCAGGUCAACGACUUUAACUACAGAACUAAACUGCACAACUGGACUUGUCUGCCAGACUCCACUGAUGUCGUCCAUGCCAGACAUGUCUAUGACAUAGCCAGUGAUGCUAUGUACAAGGCUGACCUUAAGGAUUUGCAAGGUAUCGGAUGGGUUCCCAUUGGUUCACUUGAUGUUGAGAAGGCAAAGAAAGCUGGCGAAGUCCUGAGUGAGCGGCUGUACCGCCAGCACCCAAGCAACUUCAAGUUCACCUGCUCAGUUCAAGACAUGGGAUUAGUUUUGGCUAAACAAAACAAUGAAAUUGCCAACAAGCAAGCAUACACUGCGGCAUGGGAGAAGGACAAGACCAAGAUCCACAUUAUGCCAGAUGCAAUGGAUGUGGUUUUGGCCAAUGCAAAUAAGUCCAACUACAGUUUGAACCAAUACAGAAAAGCUCAUGAACAAAACAAGAAGAAGGGCUAUGAUAUGCGCCAAGAUGCCAUUCCUAUCAUUGCAGCCAAGCAUGGCAGGGACAUUAUCAGUGAUUACAAGUACAAGACAGGCUACCGCAAGCAGGUUGGUCACCACAUUGGAGCCCUUAGUGUCCAGGAUGAUCCUCUGCUCAUGCUAGCUCUGAACUCAGCCAGAAUUGCCAGUGAUGCUCUUUACAAGAAAGACUUCCACAAGUCCAAGACCAGGUUCCACCUCCCAGUGGACAUGUUGGCUUUUGAGCUAUGCAAGAAGAACCAGAUCCAGGUCAACGACUUCAACUACAGAACUAAACUGCACAACUGGACUUGUCUGCCAGACUCCACUGAUGUCGUCCAUGCCAGACAUGUCUAUGACAUAGCCAGUGAUGCUAUGUACAAGGCUGACCUUAAGGAUCUGCAAGGUAUCGGAUGGGUUCCCAUUGGUUCACUUGACGUUGAGAAAGCAAAGAAAGCUGGCGAAGUCCUGAGUGAGCAGCUGUACCGCCAGCACCCAAGCAACUUCAAGUUCACCUGCUCAGUUCAAGACAUGGGAUUAGUUUUGGCUAAACAAAAUAAUGAAAUUGCCAACAAGCAAGCGUACACUGCGGCGUGGGAGAAGGACAAGACCAAGAUCCACAUUAUGCCAGAUGCAAUGGAUGUGGUUUUGGCCAAAGCAAAUAAGUCCAACUACAGUUUGAACCAAUACAGAAAAUCUCAUGAAGAAAAUAAGAAGAAGGGUUAUGAUAUGCGCCAAGACGCCAUUCCUAUCAUUGCAGCCAAGCAUGGCAGGGACAUUAUAAGUGAUUACAAGUACAAGACAGGCUACCGCAAGCAGGUUGGUCACCACAUUGGAGCCCUUAGUGUCCAGGAUGAUCCUCUGCUCGUGCUGGCUCUGAACUCAGCCAGAAUUGCCAGUGAUGCUCUUUACAAGAAAGACUUCCACAAGUCCAAGACCAGGUUCCACCUCCCAGUGGACAUGUUGGCUUUUGAGUUGUGCAAGAAGAACCAGAUCCAGGUCAACGACUUUAACUACAGAACUAAACUGCACAACUGGACCUGUCUGCCAGACUCCACUGAUGUCGUCCAUGCCAGACAUGUCUAUGACAUAGCCAGUGAUGCUAUGUACAAGGCUGACCUUAAGGAUUUGCAAGGUAUCGGAUGGGUUCCCAUUGGUUCACUUGAUGUUGAGAAGGCAAAGAAAGCUGGCGAAGUCCUGAGUGAGCGGCUGUACCGCCAGCACCCAAGCAACUUCAAGUUCACCUGCUCAGUUCAAGACAUGGGAUUAGUUUUGGCUAAACAAAAUAAUGAAAUUGCCAACAAGCAAGCAUACACUGCGGCGUGGGACAAGGACAAGACCAAGACCCACAUUAUGCCAGAUGCGAUGGAUGUAGUUUUGGCCAAUGCAAAUAAGUCUAACUACAGUUUGAACCAAUAUAGAAAAGCUCAUGUAGAACAAAAGAAGAAGGGCUAUGAUAUGCGCCAAGACGCCAUUCCUAUCAUUGCAGCCAAGCAUGGCAGGGACAUUAUUAGUGAUUACAAGUACAAGACAGGCUACCGCAAGCAGGUUGGUCACCACAUUGGAGCCCUUAGUGUCCAGGAUGAUCCUCUGCUUGUGCUGGCUCUGAACUCAGCCAGAAUUGCCAGUGAUGCUCUUUACAAGAAAGACUUCCACAAGUCCAAGACCAGGUUCCACCUCCCAGUGGACAUGUUGGCCUUUGAGCUAUGCAAAAAGAACCAGAUCCAAGUAAACGACUUCAACUACAGAACUAAACUGCACAACUGGACCUGUCUGCCAGACUCCACUGAUGUUGUUCAUGCCAGACAUGUCUAUGACAUACAGAGUGAUGCUGUGUACAAGGCUGAUUUGAAAUGGCUCCAAGGAAUCGGGUGGGUCCCCAUUGGCUCACUUGAUGUGGAAAAAGCCAAGAAGGCCUCAGAGAUCUUGAGUGAGAGGAAAUACCGCCAGCACCCUAGUACUCUAGCCUUCAAAAGCCCCCUUGAUGGCAUGGAUAUUGUUCUGGCCAAAAGUAAUGCCCAGAUCAUGAAUAAGCGCCAGUACGUUGAACAGUGGAAUGCUGAAAAGAUCAAAAUCCAUGUUGGCAAUGAGCUUCCAGAGCUUGUGCUAGCCAAAGCCAAUGCAAUCACAAUGAACAAGAAACUAUACAAACAAGGCAUGGAGGAGACCAUCAGGAAGGGUUAUUUCCUUCCUGUUGAUGCAAUCACCAACAAGGCUGCCAAACAUGGUAGAGAAAUUAUUAGCGAUUACAAAUACAAGGCAGGCUAUCGGAAACAGGUUGGUCAUCACAUUGGAGCCCUCAGUGUUCAUGAUGACCCAUUAAUUGUGCUGGCUCUGAACUCAGCUAAGAUUGCCAGUGACGCUCUUUACAAGAAGGACUUCAACAAAUCAAAGACCAAGUUCCAUCUCCCAGUGGAUAUGCUGAGCAUUGAACUGGCCAAGAAAUGCCAGGUCCAGGUCAAUGACUUCAACUACAGGACUAAACUGCACAACUGGACCUGCCUGCCAGACUCCACUGAUGUCGUUCAUGCCAGAAAGGUCUAUGAUCUGCAAAGUGACGCUGUCUAUAAGGAAGACUUGGAGUUCAUUAGAGGUAUUGGCUGGGUCCCCAUCGGCUCUUUGGAUGUGUUGAAAGCCAAGAAAGCAGCAGAAAUUCUGAGCGAACGCCUCUACAGGCAGAAACCAGAGUCCUUUAAAUAUACCACUGACAUGCAAUCUAUGCCCAUGGUACUGGCCAAGUCCAAUGCCGAAAUCAAUAACCAGCGCCAUUAUGUUGAACAGUGGAAUGCUGAUAAGAUCAAAAUCCAUGUCGGCAAUGAGCUUCCAGAGCUCGUGCUGGCCAAGGCUAAUGCCCUCACCAUGAGCAAUAAACUCUACAAAGCUAACGUGCUGGAAAUCUUCAAUAAAGGCUAUAACCUCAAAAGCGACUGUGUCGCCAUCAAGGCUGCCAAGCAUGGUAGAGAGAUAAUCAGUGAUUACAAGUACAAGGCAGGCUACCGCAAGCAGGUUGGUCAUCACAUUGGAGCCCUCAGUGUCCAGGAUGAUCCUCUGCUUGUGCUGGCUCUGAACUCAGCAAGAAUUGCCAGUGAUGCUCUUUACAAGAAAGACUUCAAUAAGUCCAAGACUAAGUUCAACUUGCCAGUCGACAUGCUGACCAUUGAACUGGCCAAGAAAUGCCAGACUCAGGUCAACGACUUCAACUACAGGACUCGCCUGCAUAACUGGACCUGCCUGCCAGACUCCAGUGAUGUCGUCCAGGCCAGGAAGGUCUACGCUCUGCAUAGUGAUGCUGUGUAUAAAGCCGAUUUGGAGUGGCUCAGAGGCACUGGUUGGGUCCCUAUUGGCUCGAUUGAUGUUGAGAAAGCCAAGAAGGCUGCCGAAAUCCUGAGCGAGAGGAAAUAUCGACAGCAUCCAAGCAACUUUAAAUUUACCGCCAAAACUGAUGAUAUGCCUUACGUCUUAGCUUCUGCCAAUGCCCAGACAAUGGACAAGCGUGCAUAUGUUCAACAAUGGGAGGCUGAUAAGGUCAAGAUCCAUGUCGGCAAUGAGCUUCCAGAGCUUGUGCUAGCCAAGGCUAACGCCAUCACCAUGAAUAAGAAACUCUACCGUGAAGGAUUUGAAGAGAUGAGCAGACAGGGCUAUCACCUGGAUAAGGAUGCCAUUGCUAUUCUACACGCCAAGAAGGGCAGAGAGAUCAUCAGUGACUACAAGUACAAGGCCGGUUUCCGCAAUCAGUGUGGCCACCAUAUUGGAGCCCUGUGCAUUGAGGAUGACCCUCUAAUGAUGCUGGCUGCCAAUACAGCCAGGAUUACCAGUGAAAACAUUUACAAAAAGGACUUCAACAAAUCAAAGACCAAGUUCCACCUCCCAGCGGACAUGCUGAGCAUUGAACUGGCCAAGAAAUGCCAGGUCCAGGUCAACGACUUCAACUACAGAACUAAACUGCACAACUGGACCUGCCUGCCAGACUCCAGUGAUGUCGUUCAGGCCAGGAAGGUCUACGCUCUGCAUAGCGACGCGGUGUACAGGUCUGAUUUGGAAUGGCUCAGAGGGUGUGGGUGGUUGCCUGAGGGUUCAGUGGAUGUCAUUAAGGCUAAGAAUGCACAAACCAUCCUCAACGAAAGGCUAUAUCGCCAGCCUCCCAGCACUAUCAAGUUCACCAAUAUUGUGGACACUCCAGAGGUUGUCCUGUCAAAGCAAAAUGCUGCAAACCUCAGUGAUAGUAAAUAUAAAGAACAGUGGAAUGCGGACAAACUCCAGAUCCACCUGCCAAAUGACAUACCUUCAAUUCUGCUAUCCAAGGCGAAUGCCAUCGCCAUUAGUAAUAAACUAUAUACUAAGAAUUGGGAUAACGUAAAGGCUAAAGCAUACCAAAUCAAGGAGGAUGCUAUUGCUGUGCUGAAAGCCAAAAAAUCCAGAGACAUCAUCAGCGAUUAUAAAUACCACGAUGGCUACCGCAAGCAGGUUGGCCACCACAUUGGAGCCCUCAGUGUCAAUGAUGACCCUCUGAUCGUGCUGGCAAUGAACUCAGCAAGAAUUGCCAGUGACGCUCUUUACAAGAAGGACUUCAACAAAUCAAAGACCAAGUUCCACCUCCCAGCGGACAUGCUGAGCAUUGAACUGGCCAAGAAAUGCCAGGUCCAGGUCAAUGACUUCAACUACAGGACUAAACUGCACAACUGGACCUGUUUGCCAGACUCAACUGAUGUGGUCCAGGCCCGGAAAACCUAUGAGCUGCAGAGCGACGCGGUUUACAAGGCUGAUAUGGAGUGGCUGAGGGGAUGUGGAUGGAAUCCCCAUGAGUCUGUAGAUGUCCUUAAAGUGAAACACGCCCAGAAAGUCCUUGCUGAUAGGGGUUACCGCGUCAAGUUGGAUCAGCAGAAGUUCACAGCCCCUGUAGACAGAGUGGACUUGGUUUGUGCUAAGAACGCUGCAGAUGUCCUCAAUGAGGCUAAGUACCGUGCCGCCUGGCAUGCAGAGAAGACUAACUACAGUCUCCUGGACACCCCAGGACUAGUAACAGCAAGAGAGGUGGCCAAGAAUGUCCAUCCGAAACUGUACACCAAGGACUGGGACAAAGUCAAAGCCACUGGCUACUUCAUGCCUGGAGAUGCUGUUCCCAUUAAGCAGUGCAUCCAUAACAAUAAAGUCCAAAGCGACCACAAAUACAAGGCAAGCUACCGAAAACAAGUCGGUCACCACAUUGGAGCCCUCAGUGUCCAGGACGAUCCUCUGCUCAUGCUGGCCCUGAACUCAGCCAAGAUUGCCAGCGAUGCUCUUUACAAGAAAGACUUCAACAAGUCCAAGACCAAGUUCCGUCUUCCCGUAGACAUGUUGUCCUUUGAGCUGGCCAAGAAAUGCCAGAUCCAGGUCAAUGACAACAACUACAGGACCCGUCUACACAACUGGACCUGCCUGCCAGACUCCACCGACGUCACACAGGCCCGGAAAGCCUACGACCUCCAGAGUGACUUCGUCUACAAGGCUGACAUGGAAUGGAUGCGUGGCUGUGGAUGGGUGGCAGCCGAUUGUGUCGAUCACGUCAAAGUUAGGAAUGCCCAGAAGAUCAUGAACGAGAGGCUUUACAAGAAGGAUGCCAAAGACAACUUUGCCAAAUACACACACGUUGUGGAUCGUCCAGAGAUUCUACUGGCCACUGUUAAUGCUUUCAACCUCAGUGAUCUGAAGUACAAGGAGACAUUCAAUGCAGAAAAGGGCAGAUACAUAGGUUCAGAAGACACACCCCAGCUGGCCCAUAGCAGAGAGUGCGCCAAGAUCAACAGUGAGAAAUACUACAAAAGUGCCUGGGAUGACAGCAAAGCCACUAGUUACCAGCUCGACGCCCAGUACAUCCCUCUGACCGUAGCCAAGAAGAACAGGGAGAUCGUCAGUGACGUAAAGUACCAUGAUGCCCACGAGAAGGCUAAGGGCCACUACAUGGCCGACACCCUGGUGGACUUCCCAGAGGUGGUGCGCUGUGGAGCACAGGAGAAACAAAAGCCCAUGAGGAUUUACCAGAAGGAGUACAACAGCACAAAGACCAAGUACAACAUCCCUGCAGACAUAAUUCCCAACGUGGUGGCUAAGAGGUGCCAGGACAUGCUCAGUGACGUUCUGUACCGCACCUACCUGCACAACUGGACCUGCCACCCUGAGCAGGAGGACAUUACCAGAGCCCGCAAGAACAACGAGAUCCUGAGUGAUAUCUUUUACAAAGAAGACCUGAACUGGAUAAAGGGUAUUGGCUGCUAUGUCUGGGACACUCCUGAGAUUGUCCGUGCCAAGAAAUCCUAUGAGUUGCAGAGCGACCUAAAAUACAAAGCAGAGGGUAAAAAGGAAUUCAACAACUACUCCAUCGUGACAGACACCCCUGUCUAUGUGACUGCUCUCCUGGGUCAUACCUGGGCCAGUGAUUUGAACUAUAGGGAGGCUUAUCAUAAGGAAAAGCAUUUGUAUACCACCAUUUUGGACACGUAUGGCUAUGAGCACCGUUCCAACCUCAAGAAUGUCUACAGCAAUAAAAUGUAUACAUCUCUCUGGGACAAGAUCAAGGCUAAGUCUUACUCACUGCCGGUCGACACACACGCCUUGAAGCACGCCAAACAACAGAAGGUCAUCCUCAGCAGUGUGAAAUACAAGGAGGAUUACGAGAAGUUCAAGUCCCUAUAUAGCCUGCCCAAAUCCCUGGAGGACGACCCGCAAACUCUCCGCUGCAUCAAAGCCGGAAAAAUGGGUCUGGAUCGCUUGUACAGGGCAAACUAUGAGAAGACCAAAGCCAAGAACCACAUCCCCCCGGACAUGCUGGAUGUCCUGUCGGCCCGUUCCACUCAGAACGCUGUCAGUGAGAUAGGUUACAGGAAGUACCUGCACCAGUGGAUCUGUCUGCCCGACAUGCAGGUGUACGUCCAGGCACGCAAGGUCAACGAGCAGCUCAGCGACAUCUUCUACAAAGAUGACUUAAACUACCUGAAGGGAAUUGGCUGUUAUGCCUGGGACACACCUGAGAUCUUGCGCGUCAAGGCUGCUGGAAACCAGCUGAGCGAGAACAAGUACAGAGCCAAGGGCAUUGAGUCCUUCAAAGAAUACUCUGUGGUUGUCGACACUCCAACUUAUGAGACAGCCAUACGGAGCUCCAUGAACCUGAGCGAUCUCCAUUACCGUAGUGACUACAACACUAAUGUCAAGGGAACGAACACUUCCCCUGCCGUCACUGUGGAUACGGAGAGGGUACGCCAGGUCAACGCAAUCCAGAGCGAUCACCUCUACAAAGUGGCCAACAAGAACUCCAUGCCCACCGGCUACUCUCUGCCCCACGACAAUCCUCUGAUGAAGCAAGCUAAACUGAACAGUGUCUCUGUCAGCGACGUGAAGUAUAAGAAUGAUUAUGAGAAGUCAAAGGCCACGAACUACACCCUGGACCCAGAAGGUGUCACCUUCCUGAACAUCAGGCAUGCCAACAAGGUCACCAACCAGCGUCUCUACCGUGAGCUCUACGAGAAGCAGAAGGACAAGUACCACAGCACCUAUGACACACCAGAAAUCAGACAGGUCAAGAUGACCCAGGAGGCGGUCAGCGACUUGUCCUACAAGGAGAAGUUCUUCAACGAAAGAGGCAUGAUGAUCGCCAUGGGCAUCACUCCACAGCAGAUGCACUGCCACCAUGUCAGCGAGAUCACCAGCGAGCUGAAAUACAAGGAGGAUCUUCAUUGGCUGAGAGGCAUUGGCUGCUGCCUGUAUAACACGCCUGAGAUGGUUCACGUCCGCAACAUCACCAAGUUCAGGGCCAACUAUGAGACUGAUGCAAAGAAGGCCCGGAACAACUAUACUGUGGUCCUGGACACACCGGAGUACCAGCGUGUCACAGAGCUUAAGACACACCUGAGCGACCUGAUGUACAGAGCCCACGGCAGGGAGGAGAAGACCAAGUGCACCACCACCCUGGACUCUGUCGACCUCAAGAGAGUCAAAUGGGCCCAACAGCUCACCAACAAGUAUAUGUACACCGACCUGGCCUCCAAGGAGAGAGCCCACUUCACACAGGAGAUGAACACCCCUGCCAUGAGCCACACCAGGUCUAUGAAGACCAUCUACAGCGAGAUCAAAUACAGGGAUCAGUACGAAAAGAUGAAGCACAGAUACACCAGCAUCGCCGACACGCCCUUCCUGAUCCGGGCCAAGAAGUCCUACCUCCAGUCCAGUGACUUGCGCUACAAGGAGAGCUUCGAGCUGGCCAAGGGACACUACCACUCCAUCAAGGAUGCCCUGGACAUCGUGUGUCAUCGCAGGGUCACCGACGACAUUAGCGAGGUCAAGUACAGGGAGAAGUACAUCAACUCUCUGGGUACAUGGAGGUCUAUCCCAGACCGCCCGGAAUUAGCCCACAGCCGAAUCAUCAGCAAUAACUCCAGCGACGUCAAGUACAAGGAGGACCUGGAUUGGUUGAGGGGUGUUGGCUGCUACGUAUGGGACAGACCUGAGAUGUUACAGGCUGAGAGGAACAAGACCCUGUACAGCGAGAGACUCUACAAAGCAAACUACGAGAAAAACAAGCACCACUUCAAGUACACGUGCGACAGUCCAUUCUUCGAGGCUGCUAAGAACGCCUCCAUUCUCAUCAACAAUAAAAGGUAUAGGUCCAGGGCAAAGGAGCUCUUAAAGAAUGGCUGCAAUGAGCUGCUCCGCCCUGACAUCCUCAGUGCCAUUUAUCAGUCCAGCGUCCAGUGUAAGUGGAAGUACAGGGAGCAGUAUGAGCGUGCUAAGGACAAGUUCACCUCCAUCCUGGAAACACCAUGGCACGAGAGCCAUAAACGCGUCAAAGCCCUGGCGGACAAUCUCUAUAAGAUGGAGUAUAACAAGACCAAGGCCACAGGCUAUACCCUUGGCCACGACACUCCACACAGCACACACAUGAAGAAGGUCAAAGAGAUCACCAGUGUGCUGAGGUACAAGGAGGUGUAUGAGAAAAGCAAGGCCCAGAUCAACAUGGACCCUGAAUCCUUUGAAAUCCGUGCUGCCAAGGAAGCUUACCGGAACAUCAGCAAUCUGGACUACAGGAAGAAGUACGAGGCCACAAAGAACAAGUGGAUCUGGACUGUAGACAGACCAGACUUCAUCCAGGCUUCCAAGGCCAACUUGCAGCAGAGUGAUGUUGAGUACAAAUAUGACAAGGAGCUGAUGAAAGGUUGUGUGACGCCCAUCGUUGAUGACAAGUUAGCCGUCCUGGCUAAGCAGAAUUCUGAAUUAAGCAAUGUGAAAUAUAGGGAGAAGUUUGAGAAGGAAAAGGGUCAGUAUCUGACUGUUCUGGACACUCCUGCUAACCUUCAUGCCAAGGCAGUGCGUCUUCUUGCAUCUGAGAGUAAAUACAAGCUGGAAAGCAAGAAGGAUCAGCAGAACAGCAAAUUCACCACCCUGUCCCAGACCCGUGACACGAACCACGCUAAGGACAUGGGCAAACUGGUCAGCCAGAAACAGUACAAGCAGAAGUUUGAGAAGGAGAAGGGCCAGUCCAAGUAUAACAACAUGACGGUGCCUCCAGAUGUCCAGCAUGCCAUGGAAGUGGCCAAGAACCAGAGCAACAUCGCCUACAAGAAGGAGGCUAAGGCCAAGCUGAACUACACCUCUGUGGCGAUGCGUCCAGACAUCAUGAAGGCCACCCAGGCCUCCAGGCUUGCCAGCAAUAUUGGCUACCGUGACAAAGCCCGCCAGGAGGCCGCCCAUGGAGGCUCCCUGACUUACCGUCCAGACAUCACGUUGGCCACUGAGGUGUCCAAGCUGACCAGCCAGGCGGAGGCGGAGGCCAGGCCCUCCCUCCACGGAGCUGCUUCCAUUGACACUCCCCAGAGUCGCCAUCUUAAGAAAAUGAGUGCCCUGACUAGUAAUCUGAAGUACAAGGAGAAGUUUGACAAAGAGAAGGGACUAAGGCCGAAGUAUGACAUGAAGGAGAGUGUGAUUUACAAGACCCAAAAGGACGCCAACAGGCUGGCUAGUGAGGUGAAGUACAAGGGUGACCUGAAGAAGCUCCACAAGCCUGUGACCGACAUGGCAGAAUCUCUGUCCAUGCAGCACAACCUGAGCACCAGCAAGCUAUCCAGUGAUUACCAGUACAAGAAGAAGCAUGAGAACAGUAAGGGUCACUACCUCAUGAUUGCUGACACACCAGAACAGCUCCAUCACAAGGAGGCUUCAGAACUACAGAGUCACGUAAAGUACAAGGAGAAGUAUGAGAAGGGUAAAGGAAAGGCCAUGCUGGACUUCGAGACACCAGUCUAUAUGACAGCUAAGGAAGCCCAGCACAUGCAGAGCGCGAAAGAUUACAGGAGGGAUCUUGAGGAGGGGGUGAAGGGUAAAGGGCUUACUGUUUUUGAGGAAACUCCGGAGCUUUUGAGAGCAAAGAAUGCUACUGCUAUCCUGAGUCAGAGAGAGUACAAGAAGACAUUGGAGACAGAAAUCAAGGGCAAAGGCAUGUUGGCUUUGGCUACAGACACCCCAGACUUCAUGAGGGCUAGGAAUGCUACUGACAUCCUCAGCCAGCAAAAGUACAAACAGACAGCUGAAGCGGACAGAGCGAGCUAUACAUCUGUGAUCGACACGCCCGACAUCCUCCACGCGCAGAACAUCAGGAACCUAGUCAGCCAGAAAAAGUACAAGGAGGAAGCUGAGAAGACAAUGUCUCAUUACGUGCCCAUCCUGGACACCCCUGAGAUGCUGAGGGUCCGCGAGAACCAGAGGAACUUCAGCACUCUUCAGUACCAGACAGACCACCUUAAAAACGUAAAGGGCAAAGUGUCGUCAAUAAAGGACACCCCUGAAAUGCUACGUGUUAAAGAGAAUACAAAGAAUUUCAGCUCGAUUUACUACAAAGAGGAUUUGGGAGGAGGAACAGCUAUAUCAGACACCCCAGAGAUGGACAGAGUUAAACGCAAUCAGACAAACAUUAGCACGAUAAAGUACAAGGACUCGUUGGGUCAGGGCACAUCCAUCCCAGACCUACCGGAGGUGGAGAGGGUUCGUCAGACGCAGAAGAACAUCAGCUCGAUUCAGUACAAAGAGGAUUUGGGAGGAGGAACAGCUCUGUCAGAGACCCCAGAGAUGGACAGAGUUAAACGCAAUCAGCUAAACAUUAGCACGAUAAAGUACAAGGACUCGUUGGGUCAGGGCACAGCCAUCCCAGACCUACCGGAGGUGAAGAGGGUUCGUCAGAUGCAGAAGAACAUCAGCUCGGUGUUGUAUAAGGACAUUUCUGCAAAAGGAACGCCCCAGGUGUUCACUCCAGAGAUGGAGAGAGUGAAACGGAACCAAGAACACAUUAGCUCGGUGCUGUACUCUGACAGCUUCCGGAAGCAGGUCCAGGGCAAGGCUGCCUUCGUGUUGGACACACCUGAGAUGAGACGUGUCAAAGAGACUCAGCGCAACAUUUCUGGAGUGAAAUACCACCAGGACUUUGAGAAGAGUAAGGGCAGUUUCACUCCCACGACCACUGACCCUGUUAUGGAGCGCGUGAAGAAGAGCACGCAGGAGAUCAGUGACAUCAACUACCGCGGCAUCCAGAGACGCGUGGUCGAGAUGGAGAAGAGACGCGUUGUGGAGCACGAACAAGAAACUGUCACUGAUCUGCGUGUGUGGCGCACCAACCCUGGAUCCGUGUUCGACUACGACCCAGCUGAGGACAACAUCCAGUCCAGGAGUCUGCACAUGAUGUCAGUCCAAGCCCAGCGUCGCAGCAAGGAGCACUCCCGCUCCACCAGUGCCAUGAGCGGUGUUGGUGAUGAGAAGUCAGAGGUGUCUGAGGACCCAGGACACCACAUGUCCCUGUACAGCAAUGGCUUCGCUACCCCCUCUAUGGGCUUCACACAUGCCAAGACCGUGGAGGUGCAGCAGAGGUCUUCCUCCGUAGCCACCCAGCAGACCACCGUGUCCUCCGUUCCCUCUCACCCCUCCACCACCGGGAAAACGGUGCGUGCCCUGUACGACUACUCCGCUGCCGAUAGCGACGAAGUGUCCUUUAAGGACGGCGAUGUCAUCGUGAACGUGCAGUCCAUCGACGAGGGGUGGAUGUACGGCACCGUGCAGCGCUCAGGCAAGACUGGCAUGCUGCCGGCCAAUUACGUUGAGGCGAUCUAGAGACCCAGCCCGCCCACCUCCCCAGUGGGUGAGACACGUCCACCACGCAGCCUGUUUGACCACCACCUGCGGCUGGACCUGUUGCUUUGUAAACCUGUUUCAUGUGUAGACUACUGAUUAGGUUUUAGUAGCGGUGUAUUUGUCUUGUUUUAUUAUUAUUGUAGUGUGUUGUCCAUUUAACCUAUCCCCUGUGGAUAUGACAUGACAAGCUGGAAUGACAUAAAUAUGCACAAUUAUAUACGUACAACAGAGGAUUGUAGAACGUAAAACCUUUUCCGAGGCCGUGUUGUCUCGCAGGAACAAUGUGAUAAAAGCCCGUCAUUUUGUAAUUUGCAGACAGAAUCUUAUUUAAUAAAUUCAGUUGAAUGUGUUUUUGGAAAGCUUUACUGAAUGUUAACUUUCACACAAGAUGAGAUGGGCUUAUAUGCAAUUCAAACUUUCCCGUAACAGAAAGUGAAGUGUGGAUGAUAGGAAAGGAAUGUAUGGGAGAAUCAAAGUAGGAUUUUCACCUAAGACCACAAGGGGUUGAUAAAAGACAAAGAAAGACUAAGAGGUGUAACCUUGCAAACCGUAAUGAGGCAUCAUAAAUUGCCUCAGACCGGACCUUAAAUCAGGGGUCUGUUCAAGAAACAAACAUUCAGAUAGAAAUGUAUUGGUUCAAAUGGAUAAUGGCAGAAAAUAGAAUCAUGUCUGUUUUAUUCACCAUUCUACAUCGCCGAUUGUUUCAUGAGUUUCUGACGAGUUGAGUUGUGAAGUUUUAAGAGACGAGCCUCUUCCCUCCUGAAGUGGCUGAAGGCAGGCCACUAGUUGCAUGUGUGUUUUGUUUCUUCUGAUUACCUCAGUCUGGGGGAAAAGGAAGUGUUACCUUAUCAGUAGCUAAUAAAGCACACCAAGCUUCUGCACUCCUGCAA
Molecule: messenger RNA, 20016 nt
Organism: Esox lucius (northern pike)
Lineage: Eukaryota; Metazoa; Chordata; Actinopteri; Esociformes; Esocidae
Gene: neb
Product: nebulin
Exons: 138
Coding region: 212-19105 (6297 amino acids)
Biological process (GO): cardiac muscle thin filament assembly
Cellular component (GO): Z disc
Molecular function (GO): actin filament binding
Source: RefSeq, a predicted model, not a curated record